AUGUUGUCAACAGAGGAUUUGAAUAACAGGCAGUCUUUUGAAAUUGAAGAUGGUGGGUUUGGAUGUGGAAAAGUUGUUAUCACACAAAUGACGAGAGAUAGCGAGGAACCGUCCAAUGUGAAAGACAAUCUUUAUGACACUGUUGAGGAAUAUAAAGAGAACUUUGAUAAGAUGUUCAAUAAAGUUUCAUCAAUAAAGGAGGACAUGUAUGGAAUUGUUUCUGAUUGUAUAUCAAAGUUCCCAAAUAUAACAAAUGAAUUGAAAGAGAAGUUCAUUAAUUUAUUUUCAGAUCCUAUUUUUUCAAGUGCUGAUAAUCAAAACAAUGAAAACGAAAAAAAGGGAUCACAUGAAAGGGUUGAAUCUCAAAAUGGUGACACGGGGGAGAAUGAUAUAAGUUCUUACAAAUCACCAUAUAUGGAUAAAGCUGUGAAUUUAUUUGAUAGAAUCAAUUUGCAGAAUGUUCUUUUGAUUCAGGUUCUAAUAAGAUGUGCACAGGAUAAAAAUAGAAUGGAGGUACUUUUUGAAACAAAUACGGGAGAGAUUAUGCGUAGACAGGAUUUUGAGAGCAUGCGGCCUGAACAUAUGAAACUAAAUCUUUUGACGAGCGUUUUUUUAACUUUUGAGACUCGUGUUGAUAAGUUUCUAUCUAAUUUCAAGGCAGAUGUAGAUUUCAAUGAUCUUAAACUCGUGGUUUUCCCAAUACAUAAUGGUGAUCAGGUGUAUGCUGUUGUUUUCAACCUAACAUAUCCACAAGUUCAUAUUAUAGACAGCAUAAAAACAAAAUCGUUAGGAGAAACUUAUGGAAUGACACCUACAUCAUUAAAAUUGUACUUUAUACGAUAUCUGGAGAAAACUACAUUUAUCGUCAAUAAAAUCAAAGGUUUGCGAUCAACAACAGUGAAGAUGAAGAAAUUGACUGGAACACAAAGAAGUUGA
Molecule: messenger RNA, 936 nt
Organism: Lactuca virosa
Lineage: Eukaryota; Viridiplantae; Streptophyta; Magnoliopsida; Asterales; Asteraceae
Source: the annotation of a GenBank genome assembly